Messenger RNA from Penicillium maclennaniae, 1629 nucleotides. RefSeq names its product protein arginine methyltransferase RmtB. The record is from RefSeq and is a predicted model, not a curated record. Gene Ontology annotation, biological process: peptidyl-arginine methylation. Bases 1 to 1629 code for a protein of 542 amino acids. Gene Ontology annotation, molecular function: protein-arginine N-methyltransferase activity. Lineage: Eukaryota; Fungi; Ascomycota; Eurotiomycetes; Eurotiales; Aspergillaceae. Gene Ontology annotation, cellular component: nucleus. The transcript has 4 exons.
AUGGCUUCCUCUAGUGCUACUCAACCUCCUGUGGACAUUGUCCCCGCCGAUGCACGCUCAAUUUCGGAUGACUCCGACUCUGGUAACGAGGAGGGCUGGGAAGAUGUUGAGCCCGAAGAUGAUUCGCAGCCCGUUGUUGGGCUCUUCACCGAGCAAGUCUUCCCUGAUGUGCGCUCCAUGCUGCAGGAGUGCAAGGAGAAGCACAGCUUCGACUUGUUGAAGAUUCAGAAGGAACUUGGCCUGGACUUCCUCGAUACUAUCAAGUUGGUUAACUACGUGCGUUCCGAGGUGAAGGCUGGAAACAAGACCCCCGAUGUUUCUUCCAAGGCCAAAUUCGCCGACGAUGCAUUCAUGAAGCCCGUUUUGGAGGACGAUGCUCUUCUAUACAGCCUAGAUGAUAUUGCGGAAGACACCGAGGCCGCACCUGGCAACGACGCGGAGCGCAAAGUCAUUGAACUCCAGGAAGAUCUUGAGCGACUUCAGACUCAAUUCUCCGAAUACAGACUCGCCGUGCAGAAGUCGCUGGCCGACCAGUUGAACAAGGAGGAUGAGAAGCUUGAGCCUGGUGCCUCUGUGAAGAAGUCUCCCGCUGACAAGAUCGAGGAGGCCGAUGAGGGCUACUUUACUUCUUACGCCUACAACACAAUCCAUGAGUCCAUGCUGAAGGAUACUAUUCGUACCGAUGCUUAUCGUGACUUCGUCUACGAGAACAAGCAUGUCUUCAAGGACAAGGUUGUUCUGGAUGUCGGCUGUGGAACCGGUAUUCUGUCUAUGUUCUGCGCCAAAGCUGGUGCGAAGAAGGUCAUCUCAGUUGACAACUCGGACAUCAUCGACCGUGCCAAGGAAAUUGUGUAUGACAACGGUCUCGGCGACGUUAUCACUCUGAUCCGCGGCAAGAUUGAAGAAGUCACCCUUCCCGUCGAGAAGGUCGACAUCAUCAUCUCCGAAUGGAUGGGCUACGCUCUCCUUUUCGAAGCCAUGUUCGACUCUGUCAUCUAUGCUAGGGACCGUUACCUCGCCCCCGACGGACUUAUGGUUCCCUCUCACGCCACUCUGCGGAUCGCUCCUUAUGCCGACCCGGACUUCAUUGCGUCCCACAUUUCUUUCUGGGACAAUGUCUAUGGCUUCAAGAUGAACCCCAUGAAGCUGAACAUCUACGAAGAGGCUCUCGUUCGCUGCACCGAGUCCACAUCAAUGGCUGGUGACUCAGCUGUCUUCUUGCCUUUGCCCUUGCACACCAUCACUGUCGAUGAGUUGACCUUCGUGAAAGAGUUCCAGGUAACUAUCAACCAGGAUAUCGACGCUCUUGAUGGCUGGGCUAUCUGGUUUGAUAUUUUCUUCAUGCCGUCCAGAGACACGAUAGUCCCCGACAAUGCCAUUCCCUCGGAGAUGCAGAAGAAGGGCAUUGUGGCCUUUACCACCGGGCCCGAUGGAACCCAGACUCACUGGAUGCAGACUGUGUGCCUCAUCGACCACGGAAAGCACACACCUAAGCCUCUUAAGAAGGGACAGGUCCUCACCGGCAAGAUUGGCUACGAAAAGAAGGAGAAGGGGUCUCGCUUGCUGAACCUUGACAUCGAGUGGCAAGAUGAGAACACCAAGAGUGCCCAGCACUGGUCUCUUGCAUAA